AUGGCUGACGGGGUGAAGCAGAUUCUGCAGGCGCCGAUCCAAUUGGCAGACCAGGUGACCAAGCUAGCGGAUGACGUCCACUCGUCCUUCAGGGCCGACUGCGCAGAGCUCAAGUCCAAGACGGACCGGCUGGCGGCCCUACUCCGCCAGGCCGCCCGCGCUGACCUCUAUGAGCGCCCCACUCGCCGGAUCAUGGACGACACAGAGCAGGUCCUCGAGAAGGCCCUCUCCCUCGUGUGUAAGUGCCGUGCAGCCCACGGCCUCGUAAAGCGCGUCUUCACCAUCAUACCCGCUGCAGCCUUCAAGAAGAUGUCCUCCCAGCUGGAGAACUCCAUCGGGGAUGUGUCCUGGUUGCUCCGAGUGUCCGCCACCCGCAGACGCAGUAGCAGCGGCGGCGGCGACGACGACGACGACGACGACGGUUACCUUGGACUCCCCCCGAUCGCCUCCAACGAGCCGAUUCUCUGCCUGAUUUGGGAGCAGAUCGCGAAACUCCACAACGGCUCCCUCGAGGACCGCGCCGACGCCGCGGCGUCCCUCGUGUCCCUCGCCCGUGACAAUGAUCGGUACGGCAAGCUCAUCAUCGAGGAGGGCGGCAUUGGUCCUCUCCUCAAGCUGGUCAAGGAAGGGCGAGCAGAGGGCCAAGAGAGCGCCGCCCGGGCCAUCGGCCUCCUGGGCCGCGAUCCAGAGAGUGUGGACCAGAUGCUCCACGCAGGCGUCUGCACUGUCUUUGCGAAGGUGCUCAAGGAAGGGCCUAUGAAUGUUCAGGCCAUGGUGGCCUGGGCCGUCGCCGAACUUGCCGUCGGCAAUCCCAAAUGCCAGGACCUCUUCGCCCAGAAUAACGUCAUCCGCCUGCUCGUCAGCCACCUCGCCUUCGAGACCGUCCAGGAGCACAGCAAGUACGCCAUCCCUUCCAAGGCUAAAAUGUCCAUCCACUCCGUGGUCCUGGCCAACAACACCAGCGGCGGCGCUAAUGGCAAUGGCGUCCACCACGACGGCAACAACGCUGCCACCGACGACGAGAAGCAUCCGGAAAUUAGGCAUCCGAUUGGGAGCAACGGCCACACCAACAAGAACCAGAUGCACACCCUCGUCCAGUCCACCAUGGGCAGGUCCUCGUCCGAAUCGCACCCGGUUGUCAAUGGCGGGAACGUCUCCAAGCAGCAUCAGCGUCAAAGCCAGCAGCAGAUAUCUCUGUCGGGGGCGAGUCUGAAAGGGAGAGAGUUUGAGGACCCGGCUACCAAGGCCACCAUGAAGGCGAUGGCGGCCAAGGCGCUGUGGCUGCUGGCCAAGGGCAACCCGGCUAUUUGCAGGAGCAUCACCGAGUCCAAGGCCCUCCUCUGUUUCGCGGUCCUCCUGGAGAAAGGCCCCGACGAGGUGCAAUACAACUCCGCCAUGGCGCUGAUGGAGAUAGCCAGAGUAGCAGAGAAAGACGCCGACCUUCGGCGAUCGGCGUUCAAGCCCAACUCCCCCGCCUGUAAAGCGGUGGUUGAUCAAAUCCUCAGGGUCGUCGAGAAGGCCGACUCCCAGGACCUCCUCCUUCCCUGUAUCACUGCCAUCGGUUGCCUAUCGAGGACCUUCCGAGCCACGGAGACCCGAGUGAUCGCCCCUCUGGUUCGCCUCCUCGACGAGAAGGAAGAGCACGUCUCCAGGGAAGCCGUCAUCGCCCUCACCAAGUUCGCCUGCUCGGAGAACUACCUCCAUGUGGACCAUUCCAAGGCCAUCAUCGCCGGCGGCGGCGCCGGGCACCUCGUCCAGCUUGUGUAUCUAGGCGAGGAACCCGCCCUCCAGAUCGACUCCCUUGUUCUGCUCUGCUACAUCGCCCACCACGUCCCCGACGAUGAGGCCCUCUCCCACGCGGAGGCCCUCACUGUGCUCGAGUGGGCCUCCAAGCAGGGUUUCAUGGUGCAGGACCAGGCCGUGGACAAGCUGCUCGCGGAGGCCAAGGCCCGACUGGAGCUCUACCAGUCCAGAGGUUCCAGAGGAUUCCCUUGA
This is a messenger RNA of Spirodela intermedia, 1995 nucleotides long. Lineage: Eukaryota; Viridiplantae; Streptophyta; Magnoliopsida; Alismatales; Araceae. The record is from the annotation of a GenBank genome assembly.